Molecule: messenger RNA, 870 nt
Organism: Colletotrichum higginsianum IMI 349063
Lineage: Eukaryota; Fungi; Ascomycota; Sordariomycetes; Glomerellales; Glomerellaceae
Product: Short chain dehydrogenase reductase
Exons: 1
Coding region: 1-870 (289 amino acids)
Cellular component (GO): cytosol
Molecular function (GO): oxidoreductase activity
Source: RefSeq, a predicted model, not a curated record
AUGUCUUUCCCCUCGGCAACCAAGAUAUAUCACACAGAGUCGUACGCGGCCAUCUCCCCAUCCCGCCCGGAGUUGUCGACCAAAGGCAAGCAUGCCUUCAUCUCCGGUGGCGGCUCGGGCAUAGGCGCCUCCAUCGCACAGUCCCUUGCAAAGUCGGGCAUCACGACCCUGGGUCUCCUUGGACGAACAAUCAAGACUCUCCAAGACAACAAGGCCGUCAUCGAGGCCCUGAACCGCGAUACCAAAGUCCAUCUCUACGUCGCCGAUCUCACGGACGCCGAGCAGACCAGCGCCGCCCUGGCCUCCUUCUCCGAGUCCGUCGGCGGCAAGAUCGACAUCCUCGUCGCCAACGCCGCCUACAUGGCCGACAUCGAAUCCAUCCCCGACUCCGACCCCUCUGACUGGUGGCGCGCCUUCGAGAUCAGCGUCCGCGGCAACUUCAACCUCCUCCGCGCCUUCCACCCGCACGCCUCCCCCGCCGCCUCCGUCAUCCACAUCUCCACCGCCGCCAUCCACCUGCCCCACAUGCCCGGCCACUCCGCCUACCGCGCCUCCAAGAGCGCCGCGACGAAGCUGUUCGAGUACUACCGGGACGAGAACCCGCAGUUCUUCGUGCUGCAGGUCCACCCGGGCCUCAUCGAAACGGGCAUGGCCGAGAAGUUCGCGUCCGCGGUAGUGGAGCUGGGGCUGAAGUACGACGACGUCGCGCUGCCCGGGGACUUUGCGGUGUGGGCACUGAGCGGGGAGGCGGCCUUCUUGAACGGGCGGUUCGUGCAUGCGAACUGGGACGUGGAGGAGCUGCACGGACUUCGGGAGGAGCUGGAAAAGGACCAGGGCCGCUUCACCAUCGGGCUGCAGGGCUGGUUCUAG